AUGAACUUGUGCUUAAUAUAUUUAACGAUUUUAUGCACCAUUAUUAAUUCGGCACAUCCAUAUUUUGCAGAGGUUCCUAGUGAAUGCCAAAUAUUUACAACUGAAGUUGAAAAAAUAUCCUGUAUGCAAGAAAUUUGUCCAAAGCUUAAAAAUAAAGAAUUUACAUCAGAAAUGGGUUUGAAUGCGUGUCAAGUGCAUUGUAAACAAGGUGGAACUUAUUUUCCUGAUAUUUGUCCAUACUCUAAAGUGCCUGGUUGUAUUUGUAAAGAUGGUUAUUGCCGUGAUCAUAAGGAUUUUACAAUAUGUAAAAGAGUUAGAAAUUCUCGGUGGAAUGCACAAAUAAGACAUGUAUCUUCGUUUUCUAAGAGUGCACGCAUGAAGAUUUAGAUACAUUAGAUACAUAAUCUGUUGUUUAGAUACAUAAUCUUUUGAUUAAGU
This is a messenger RNA of Chrysoperla carnea, 438 nucleotides long. RefSeq lists its product as uncharacterized. The transcript is spliced from 2 exons. NCBI's taxonomy places the organism in Eukaryota, Metazoa, Arthropoda, Insecta, Neuroptera, Chrysopidae. The record is from RefSeq and is a predicted model, not a curated record. Bases 1 to 387 code for a protein of 128 amino acids.